AUGGACGCUGUGACGGCAAACGAGUCCGCAACCAAACGCUGCGUGACUGGGGACAAUGCUCGACAUUUCGUCGCCGACGUCCUCCAGGGCAACGGUGUGUCCGAGGAGAAUGCCAAGAUCAUAGCCGACUGUCUGAUCCAGGCUGACCUGCGGGGGGUCGACACUCACGGCAUGAAUCGCAUCCCGUCGUAUAUGGAACGCAUUCGGCAGGGAGUGCUUGAUCCCACUGCCCAGCCCGUGUUCAACCGGGUCACCCCCGUGGUCGGACAAGUUGAUGGUCGCAAUACGUUUGGAUUCCUGUGUGCGCAUCUGGGCAUGAAGCAUGCGAUAGAGAUCGCUCGCACGUAUGGGAUUGGAAUGGUCAGUGUCAAGCAUUCCAACCACUUCGGUAUGUCUGCUUGGAUCGUGCAGCAAGCCAUCGACGCCGGGAUGAUGAGUCUGGUGUUUACAAACUCGAGCCCGGCGUUGCCAGUGUGGGGAGGCAAGGAGAAACUCAUGGGCGUGAGCCCCAUUGCAUGUGGUGCGCCUGCAGGCAAGGCGCCACCGUUUAUCCUUGAUAUGGCGCCCAGUGUUGCGGCCAGGGGGAAGAUCUACAAAGCGAAACGGCGCGGAGAAAAAAUCCCACUCGAUUGGGCCUUGGAUAAGGAUGGGAAGCAGACAGAUGACCCGGAGGCGGCAUUGGAAGGUGUUAUGCUCCCCAUGGGCGGUCCCAAGGGCUCCGGUCUCUCGAUCAUGAUGGAUGUCUUCUCCGGGGCGCUGUCUGGCAGUGCGUUUGCUGGCCAUGUGAGCAAUCCGUACGACCCCAGCAAGCCUGCGGAUACUGGACAUUUUCUUAUCGCCAUCAAACCUGAUCUGUUCAUGGGUUUGGACGAGUUCAAGGACCGCAUGGACUAUCUGUACCAGCGGGUUGUGGGGUGUGAGAAGAUGGCGGGUGUAGAGAGGAUUUUCUUCCCAGGGGAAAUCGAGCAGGUCAUGGCUGCCGAGCGGAUGAAGUCGGGGAUUCCCUUGGUGGGAGCAGAGAUUGAAGCAUUGAAUGCAGAGGCUGUAAGAGUAGGCAAACCGCAGCUCGUGCUUAUGGAGAGUCAGCCUAGUGCGUAG
Cladophialophora psammophila CBS 110553 is the source of this 1098-nucleotide messenger RNA. RefSeq names its product alcohol dehydrogenase. Gene Ontology annotation, molecular function: oxidoreductase activity. The transcript has a single exon. NCBI's taxonomy places the organism in Eukaryota, Fungi, Ascomycota, Eurotiomycetes, Chaetothyriales, Herpotrichiellaceae. The record is from RefSeq and is a predicted model, not a curated record. The coding region runs from base 1 to 1098 and encodes 365 amino acids.